Messenger RNA from Vespa velutina, 2585 nucleotides. RefSeq names its product NADH-cytochrome b5 reductase 3. Lineage: Eukaryota; Metazoa; Arthropoda; Insecta; Hymenoptera; Vespidae. Gene Ontology annotation, cellular component: mitochondrion. The coding region runs from base 471 to 1400 and encodes 309 amino acids. The transcript is spliced from 5 exons. Gene Ontology annotation, molecular function: FAD binding; oxidoreductase activity. The record is from RefSeq and is a predicted model, not a curated record.
AAAGAUAUUCGCGCCCAACGACUGUCGCGCCAUCUUUUAAUCAAUAUGGCAGCAGCGCGAUUCAAUAAAACACGUCAUUCGUAUUACGACCUUAAACGGCGAUUAACCUUUUCUCACUGCCACAGUAAUAAUAUUUGUAUUAAUUGCCACGCAAUCAAAAUUUUAUCGAUUUAGAGAAAAAAGGGGUACAGGGAGAGAGGGUGAGAGAAAGAGAAAAAAGGAGAGAGAGAGAGAGAGAGAGAGAGAGAGAAAUAUAAAGAGAGAGAAAGAGGGAAGAGAAAGAGAGAGAGAGAGAGAGAGAGAGAGAGAGAGAGAGAGAGAAUGCGAAUAAAUGUAAAGAUCUUGAGAGGAGAUUAAUUAGUUCAUUGAUCAUUCUCAUCAAGAAGGAGUCGAUACGAUUAUGACGAUUGAAAAUUCGCACGAGGUUAUUACUGCGCCAAAAUGGAUUCAGCUCUAACGGGUUAAUCACGAUGUCGGGCCUCCGUUCUUUGAUUUUGCCAGUAUUAGCCGCAGUGGGUACUAUUGCUGCAAUAGGUCUUGCUAUUAAAUUUUACAUAUCCAAAGUUGAUGGAAAGAAGAAAAAGAAAAAUCCUGUAUUGUUGGUCGAUCCAGUUGUUAAAUACAGUGUACCAUUGAUAAAGAAAGAUGUUAUAAGUCAUGAUACUAGAAAGUUUAGAUUUGGUUUGCCAACGGAAAAUCAUGUACUUGGUCUUCCUACUGGACAGCAUAUACAUUUGACUACUAAGAUUGGAGAUGAAGUAGUUAUACGUUCCUAUACUCCUGUUUCCAGUGACGAUGAUCAUGGAUAUGUUGAUCUUGUUAUUAAGGUAUACUUUAAAAAUGUACAUCCCAAAUUUCUUGAGGGUGGUAAAAUGUCACAAUAUUUGGAGAAUAUGAAAAUAGGUGAUACAAUAGAUAUAAGAGGUCCAUCUGGUCGUCUUGUUUAUAAAGGACGUGGAAAAUUCUCUAUUAAACUCCUUAGAAAGGAUCCACCCACUGAUUAUGACGUUAAAAAGGUUGUUAUGUUAGCCGGUGGAACUGGCAUAACGCCAAUGUUGCAGUUAGUUAGAGCUAUAAUAAAAGAUCCUUUGGAUGAAACUCAAAUAUCCUUACUUUUUGCCAAUCAAACGGAGAAGGAUAUAUUAUUGAAAGAUGAAUUGGAUGAUAUUGCUAAAAAUCAUUCUGAUAAAUUUAAGAUAUGGUAUACGGUAGAUAAUGGAAGAGAAAAUUGGCCCUAUAGUACAGGACAUAUUAAUGCAGAUAUGAUAAAAGAACACAUGCUUCCACCGUCCCCUGAUACUAUUGUAUUAAUGUGUGGUCCAGUACCAAUGAUAAACAUUGCUUGUAAUCCAAAUCUGGACAAGUUAGGUUACGAUACCAAAUUGCGAUUUGCUUAUUAAGCGAGCUUUUUUUUUUUUUUUUUUUGUAUCUGUCGCAUCAUGUAGAUUGCAUUUAUUUAAUACUUUAUGCUUGUAGCAUUAUUUUUGGUUCAAAAGUAUUGACGAUUUAUAUUUUUCACUAGGAAGGUCAAACUAAUUUUCAUUUAUUUUAGCUGCACAGUUUGUUGGUAUCACUUAUUAACACAUUUAUGCUUUUAUUAAACAUUAAGAAAUUAUUUUUCUUUUCUAUACAUUUAAGAUUUUGAUAUAAUAAGAUUAUAGUCUCACGUCCAAAGACAAUAUUUAAGUUAAAUUUUUAAAGCAUUUAUAUAAUUAUUAAUAUUAUGACAAAUUUCUAUUAUUUGAUAUAAUAUUAUAUUAUUAAGUUACUAAGAUAUAUGAUAUAUGGCUUUAACAAUUGUACACUUAUAUAUCUGUGCAGCUAUAAAGACUAUACGACACUAAUUAAAAAAGACACUUGCAUAAAUUUGAAUAUAUAUAUAUCUGUUAUCCAUAUACAAAGGGUGCAUUUUACAGUGAUGUUAUACACACACGCACAGACACACACAUACACAUACACACACACACACACACACACACAUACAUAUAUAUAUAUGCAUUUUUUUUUUUAUUAUUAAUCUCAUAUUCUUAUGUAACAAAUUUAUUUUAGAUAAACAAUCAUGAUGAUCGAUGGAUCCAAGAUAAAUGCAAUUGAAAUGAAAGUUUUAUACCGAUCCAUUUGUUAAAUAUAUUCUAUUAAUUAAAAGUUUACAAUUUAAUUGUUCGAAAACUUAUAUUGUUAGAUUUGUUACAAAUUUUUUACAAAUAGUACAAAUCAUUUCAAUUAACUUUCUCUCUAUUUCUCUCUCUCUCUCUCUCUCUCUCUCUGUCUCUUUUUAUAUUUUUAUUAAAUUACUAUAAUCAUUUUUUAAGUGUAUCUACACAAAUACAACUAGACACACAUGACAUACAUACAUAUAUACAUAUAUAUAUAUAUACACACACACACGUACACACACGCAUAUACACAGAGAGAAAAAAUACACUGAUAGUACUAUAUAUAUUAUAUCAAAAGUCGAAGCUUGUUAUUUGAAAAUGUUUAGAAUAAAGGUCCUUUGGGUAUGUUUAAAAAGCAAAUGAGCAAUUUAUAUGUCACGAUAAUUGUUACGUAUAUGAAAUAAACGUGAUAGUGUUGCAGAAAAAAAA